Rotaria sp. Silwood1 is the source of this 897-nucleotide messenger RNA. Lineage: Eukaryota; Metazoa; Rotifera; Eurotatoria; Philodinida; Philodinidae. The record is from the annotation of a GenBank genome assembly.
AUGUAUCGAAUCUUUGCUCAACUAAAGAACCACAUAAAUAAAUUAGAUGAACUCGAUCUACUCAAUCGAUUAAUUAAGGAGACAAAACAACGACAUGACGCCCAAACGUCACUUGAUAAAUGGGAAGAUAAUUCUCGAAUCAAUCGUCGUCUCAAAGAUCUUCAAGCUAUCUUUGAGUUCAAUGGUGAUAAUAAAUCAUCGAACCAUCCAUUCCGUGUCACACCAACCGGUUUACAACAGAUAAUAGAUCGACAAAAGAUCAAAUCCUACUUCGAUUUAGGAUGUGGAGAUGGAAAUAUUACAGCUGGAAUCGGAGCUUAUUUAGGUUUGACUACAGAAGCAAUUUUCGGAGGUGAUGUAUACGAAGUACAAAAUAAGGCAAUUACAUUUAUUAAAGUGAAUGAAAAUCAAUCAAAUAUUGAUCUUCCUUCUAAUCAUGUUGAUCUUAUAACUUCUUUCGUUACAUUUCAUCAUAUAUCUCAAAUUAAACAGACGCUUACCGAACUUGUUCGCAUUCUUCGACCAGGAGGUUAUCUUAUUUUACGUGAACAUGAUUGUAAAAAGGAAUAUUCACUUUCAGCCAAAUAUCUUAAUUUUGUUCAUGCUAUCAUGAUGAUUGCACGAGUUGGAGAAUUUGCUCAUUCUUCAAAUGAUCAUGACAGCAAAAAUCAACAUGUAUUGAGUAAUGACUAUGAAAAUGAUACAGAUAGUUGGACAAAGCAAAAGUCACGUAUUAUCGAAUAUAUAGAAUCAAUUUGUUAUCGAACAUGUGAUGAGUUGCAACAGCAACUUGAAAGUGUUGGUUUUCAUCUUUGUGCAACAUUCUAUUAUGGUGUUGAUGGUUCUAGUAAUCCUCAGAAACUAUUUUAUGCUGUUUACCAACUGGAUAGAAAGUAA